Molecule: messenger RNA, 399 nt
Organism: Daldinia loculata
Lineage: Eukaryota; Fungi; Ascomycota; Sordariomycetes; Xylariales; Hypoxylaceae
Exons: 2
Coding region: 1-399 (132 amino acids)
Source: RefSeq, a predicted model, not a curated record
AUGGCAGCAGCAACCUGUCAGGCGGACUCACCCCAGUUCACCACCACUUUCUCCAGCGAACAACCCGCAAUCACGGAACGAAAAGGGUCGCGAGACUACUCUCACACCGACGAAUGGGACGCCUCCAAAACACCUCCCUCGCGCUUCCAAAAGCGCAAAGGCAGCAUCUACGCCACCCCGUCGUCCCGCGACGGCCACGUAGAGCGCAACCGCGACGCGGUCGAGGAGUUCCACAAGGCGCACUCGAAGCGCUGGUCCAUGAGCAGUACCGGGUCGAGCCGUCGCGGCAGUCUGCCCGGCAACAGCAGUAACAGCAGUAACAAUAACAACACCAAUAACACUACCACUACCACUACCGCCACAUCUACGAGCGACCAGCGCCGCAAAGCUAGCCAAUAG